Molecule: messenger RNA, 1134 nt
Organism: Phytophthora infestans T30-4
Lineage: Eukaryota; Oomycota; Peronosporomycetes; Peronosporales; Peronosporaceae
Product: carbohydrate-binding protein, putative
Exons: 1
Coding region: 1-1134 (377 amino acids)
Source: RefSeq, a predicted model, not a curated record
AUGGGCGCCAGAAAACUCUGCGCGCUGCUGUUGCUGGCGCUGUGCGCCUUGGCACUCGUCACGGCGCAGACUAGCAACACGACUACCAGCACAGGAGGCACCACCACCGCCACUGGUGGGGGAACGACAGCAACGGCAACGACGGACUCGUCAUCAGAUGAUGAUACCGACUCCUCGUUAGCCACUUCGACGACCACGACGACCACCACGGCGCCAACUCCUACGCCUACACCGACUACCAAGACCCCAUCGACGACUACCAAGACACCGACCACUACUACAGAGGCUCCGAGCGCCACCACGGAGGCUUCGUCAGCGACGACACCCGCUCCGACGCCUACGACCGCGACGCCUACACCGACUACACAGGCCCCCAAUGCAGCAACACAGACGCCAACGGCUACGGUGGCGGCUGCGACUUCUGGAUCGACAGAUACCACUCAAUCUUCUGCGCUGGACUCGUCCUCGACCACGUCGAUAUAUGGCACAGCGGCGCCUAGCUCGGGUGGUUCCAUGAGCGCUGGUACAGGUGACGGUAGCUCCUCUUCGUCGUCCAGCUGGAUCGUGCCGGUUGUUGUGGCUGCAGUGGUGGUGCUUGCACUACUGGUUAUCACCUUCUACGUUCGCACGCGCAAGCGCGAUGAUCAAGACGACAUGGAUCGCCAGAGCGACAUUUUUUUCGAGGCUCCGCGUUCCAACACGAGCAACUACGCAAAUGCCGCCGGUAUAGGAGGAAACCACGGCAUGGUCGGUGGUGUGACAGCGGAGGAACGCGCCCAGAAGGAGGUAAUUAUGGCCAUGCGCAAGGAGUCGGCGGUGACGGCGGCCCCUGCUGCCAUCCCGCCUGCAUCCUCCAAGAUGCGCAGUGACUCAGUGACUGGCGCUCAACCGCAGACGCGCAACCGCCAAGACUCGGUGCCAAUUCUGGCAGAACCGCGCUUCACACUACAGCAGCAGGUUGAGCUCGAACAGUCGCAGCACUCGAUGCGUGUGGCCGGCGUGCCACGCUCUCCACAGGCAAUGACCAGUCCCGUCGGUCAGUCAUUCGAGCUCGGCAAUUCGUUUGAGCCGUCUUAUGAUCCGUCGCACCCGACGCCUGGCGCUGGCGCGUCCGUGCCGGGUGUCACCCUGUAA